AUGCUUCACCGUACCAAAUACAACCGCUUCAGGAAUGAGUCAGUAACAUCUGUCGAUGAUCUUCUCCACGGCCUGUCCAUGAAUCCCAAGGUCUCGGCUACCCCCCACUCUGCAGCCGAGACAUCUUACACACCCCCGACUGAGCUCCAGUCCUCCACCACCACCACCACCGCUCCCAGCACUGCCCCCGGCCACGGGUCUGACCACCUGGAAGAUGGAGGCACCCUCUGCACCCUCAUCAACAAGGUGUCCAGCCUGAAAUUCAGCAACUCAGGCAGCUUGCUGGGCAUCAAGGGUCUGCCCUCGGCUGUCAAGGACCUGGCUGUGUCUAAGCUGCAGGGGGGUGGGGGAUCGGGCCCAGGCAGCUCCGGUGGCCCGAGCCCCAGUGCGGCAUCAACAGCAGCGGCGGCAGUCUCUGGCGUGGGCGGCUCUCUGUGCAGCUUGGCCUCCCAUUCGACCCCCUGCUCGCAGCCGGAGACAGCUGUCAGCAUGAGCAAGAAGAGCAGGCUGGAUGAGCUCCAGCCCGGAGGAGAGGACUGGAAUACAGGUGGAGGUGGUGGACUGGUGAGCAAACCCUCCAGAGGGUGGCUACACUCGAGCGAGAAGAUCUCCGGUCCAGGGGUGACAUACAUUGUUAAGUAUCUGGGCUGUAUAGAAGUUCUUCGGUCAAUGAGAUCGCUGGAUUUCACCACAAGGUCACAGAUAACAAGGGAAGCCAUCAGCCUGGUGUGUGAGGCUGUUCCAGGGACCAAAGGAGCUCUGCGGAAGAGAAAGCCACCGUCCAAAGCUCUGUCGAGUAUCCUGGGCAAGAGCAACCUGCAGUUCGCUGGCAUGUCCAUCAACCUGAACAUUUCCACCAGUAGCCUCAACCUGAUGACCCCCGACUGCAAACAGAUCAUUGCCAACCAUCACAUGCAGUCCAUCUCCUUCGCAUCAGGAGGAGACCCUGACACAACAGAUUAUGUUGCCUAUGUAGCAAAAGACCCAGUUAACAGAAGAGCGUGUCACAUCCUGGAGUGCGCUGACGGACUGGCCCAGGACGUCAUCAGCACCAUCGGCCAGGCCUUCGACCUUCGCUUUCAGCAGUAUCUGCAGUGUCCCUCAAGCAAGCUGUCCUCCACACACGACAGGGUAUUAAACGUGGAGGAGUUACCAUGGACUGAAGAAGAGGAGGAGUCAGCUGAACAUCCGUACUAUAACAACAUCCCUGGAAAGAUGCCCCCACCUGGAGGCUUCAUUGAUACCCGGCUGACCAAUCAGAAUGCAGCAGCUGAUGGAUGCCAGGUGGGCCCAGGUUCGGUAGAUCAGACAUAUUACCAGGGGCGGCACUGUGGAGAAAACUGGGGAGAUGAAAGAAAGCCCAUAUUCUUACAACAGGGAUCAUUUGACAUAAGCAGUCUGCCGGAGAGUAAAGGUCAGGCACCGAAAACAGCCGAGAUGCCCAUGUACGUGAACACGCAGCAGAUUGAUGCCCAGGUUCUCGCAGUCCUCCAGGCAGAGGCGGAGAAUGUGACCAAGGGCCUGGCAGCUGCAGCCAAAGACAGCCCACGGAAGGACCUGUUUGACAUGAAGCCCUUUGAGGAUGCGAUACAUUCCCAGUCCCAUCCGCCGGGCCAGGGACAGGCCCAGUCCCAGGUGUCUGGUCUUCACAAGGCGGCGUCCAUGGAUAACUCGAGCCCUCUUCUAGUGCGUUCACUGGCCUUCCGGGCGCAGGAGGAGCUGGAGGGCAAGACAUGGUAUCACGGCAAAAUGAGCCGUCGCGACGCUGAGAAGCUGCUCAGAGAAGACGGGGACUUCCUGGUCCGCAAGAGCACGACCAACCCUGGGUCCUAUGUACUGACGGGCAUGCACAAUGGACAUGCCAAACACCUGCUGCUGGUGGACCCGGAGGGCACGGUACGGACAAAAGAUCACAUAUUUGACAGCAUUAGCCACCUUAUUGGCCAUCACCGUGACAACAAUCUGCCUAUUGUGUCGGCCGGGAGUGAACUGUGUCUCCUGCAGCCUGUUGGGAGGAAACAGUGAUGCUUGUGAGGCCUGACGGUAAACAGGAAGCUCUGAACAGUCUCUCCUACAUCCUGAAACUUGAAGAUGACACAUGAACAGAAGAUGCUUAAAGGCUCUACGCACUGCGGCGGUGUUUAUGGGAGAAGUUGUCCCGCGGUGACUUCACAGGAGGCGCUGGAAGACGCAAGAUUUGUCUAAGAUGAAAAAAGUAUUUAUAGAACUGUUAUUUUGUUGUGAUGACUGAAAUGCUAUAUUUUUGAGAAGACAUAAGUGCAUUUGGACAUACUAUCUUGAUUUGGUGUUUUAAAAGAUAUAAAAAAUAGACAGUUGUUCUUGUAGUUUAGAUGAAUUCAAACCUCAAAGAGGUGUUAACAAGCGUAUUUUAGAAUACAAACCUGAAAUUUUAGUUUUGCCUGUCAAGCACAACCACAUUUCUACAGGAACUGUUGGCUAAGAUGUUGGAAACAAAAUCAGUUUGGACCACAAAGGCAGUUUCUAAUGAAUUUAGGAGAAAAAUGUCCUUUAACGUCACCAAUAGCGUUACAGCUCACUCAAUUAGUCACUUUAUGAAAUCUGCUUUCAUUGGAAAUUAGAAAUGAAUGUGUUUUGCUUUGCAGUAGUGACAAAGUUUUGGGGUGUGAACAGACAUCCUUCAUAUAUAGUGCUCUCAAUGGCUUUAAAGAUAAUCUUUUUUAUAAAGGUAUUUUCUUGUGUCACAGUCGCAUGACUUCAAAUCAACUGUUAUUGUGGACAUUGUUCGUAGACCUUGAUGCCCCUUUGUUUGGAAGAGGUGCUUGUGUAUGCUGACACUGUAAAAUAUUUAUGCUUUUCAACUAGGGAUUAUUUGGAAUUGGUCUCCUCUGGAUUCUUCUCUUAGGUGUGUAGUCAAUCAUUUGAGUCAUUUUCAACGUCUUAAUUCAAAUUUCUUGCUCUUUGUGAACUUUUAAAGGUACUUUAUGUAACAAUCAAAAGAAAUAUUUUCUAGUAAUGACGUCAGUCAGCAUCCUGUUGAGGAGUUGUGUGUGUAUGUGUGUGUUCGCACGCUAUUGGUUGGCACGAGGGAGGAUGCCGGCCAUCGGCCAAAAUAUUGACGUGACAGACAUUGAAAAUAAUCAUGAUAGAUGGCGUCAUGUUCCUAGAUGACAUAGCUUAAGUUACAGUUUCACCAUAAACUGUAUCAUUAUAAGUUUAUUAAUCAAACUCCUCUUAUUGGAUAAAACAUUGACUUGCUGUUCGCUAGCCAGCCCACUUUAUUAAUCGAUAUUUUUGUAGCUUCCACCAACAGGCUCUGCAAAGUUAUCAAGGCUAAAUAUACUGGAUGACAAUGCUAAUGGUUCCAACUAAAGGUGUCACAACUCACAACUCUUAUUUCUCUAAAUUGACAUGCUAAUGUUUCUGUAUAUUAGAAGUUGAGAUCAAAGACUUUAAAUAAAGAUGGACGACACAUCUCCACUUUUCCAACUAUCCAGAAUUAAGCCAAAUUAUCUCUGAUACAAAAGCUUCCAUCUUGCACUUUUGGUGCCAAAGUCUAGCAGAAAGAAAGACAUUUUGGAAAUUUUGGAAAAAAAUCAAUUUGUCGUUUGCGCUUGACAUUUUAGGAGCAGUCGAGGUUUAUGACCUGUACUGCAGCCAGGCAGCAGGUAGCGAUGGGGACAUUUUUGGCUUCACGUUUGGAAAGCAGUGAUGUUUCUCCAUCUUUAUAAACAGUAUAAUUGAUACAAUGAUAUUCCUAAGAUAACUUCAGUCAUGAACAGAUGACAGGACACACAACAUCGACAUAGAAACUGUAAGAUAAUAAGUUCCAAUACGUUGUCUUGUGCUGGGAGCAAGUCAUUAAAUUGUGUUAUGGGACUCCAUUUCUAAGCUGGCGUUAGCUAGUUUUUCACUCUGUUGGUCCUUUGGAUUUUCCCAAAUGAGUCCUUUACAUGGAACACCAGUCCACAGGCUGUUAGAAGCAACCAUGAUAACAAUUAGUACAUAUUAGUGCUUUACAUUCUCACAUAUAGUACCUUUAAAAUAUUGUUAUUAUUUGAAUGAUCCCAAAUGAAUAGCACAAUCAGAAAAAAACUGUUAGAUCAUCUGUGUCAGUAGUAUCCAACAAAUCACCCACGUGUUUAGAUGUAAUUUACACUUUACUAAUUAGAAAAAUGUUGAUUACACACAGAAUGCUCAAUAUUACUCAUGACAGACGUUAAUGUCGAUAUCUUAGGGCAGUGUUGCCUUAUGCCACUAGAUGUCAUCACAGAAACACUUGUGAAACACCACCUCAGUCAGUCACACUCACUUCAGGUCCCUUAUACGUAUCACCUAGUAGAAGAGGAUGCUAUUAUGUAUUGCUUGGUGAAAUCUGACUCCACCUGUAUAGAGGACAGCUCACAGUUAACUUGCAUUUUGAAGUCCACUAUACACAAUCUUUCCUCAGAACAGUUUAUGUUAUUUAGGUUACACAGACGUUUUUGUAGAGUUGGAAUCAAAAAUCUGAAGAAAAAUAGGCUUAUAGAGAUAAUACACUCAUCCUUAUAGUAUUAUCAGUACUCUGAUGGAUACCAAAUGAAUGGGGCAUUGUAUUUGAUAUGCACUGGACCACUUCAAUUGAACCAAAAUCAGCAUGUGUUCAAUGGGUUUGACAAGACAGAUGCAAUGUAAUAUAACGUGCCUGUAUUUUGCUGCAAGAGGGAGUGUACAGUACAUGCAUCGAUGACAAACACAUAUUAAGCGUUGGGUAUUGUAUUGGGAUAAUUUGAAAAAAAAUCACCACUUUUGCUCAAAGUCCUUGUGUCCUGUCAGAAAAAUUUAAUAUUUUUCUGAGGGAGAGGGACGCAAAGAACGAUUACAUUUUUUUAGAUGUUUUUUUUUCAUUUACCUGCCACAUCUUUUAAUUUGUCUUAUUUUUUGUGACAUGAUGUCAUCAAAUCUAAUAUAGCGGGAGAUGGAAUCACGCGCACUAUUCUAAUAUAAUGCAUUAUUUUCGGGAUCUGUGACUGGAAAGUGAAUUUGUGGAAUCACCUCGGCAAAAUGUGCAAUGUUUGGAACAAAGUGUGUACAACAGCAGGAACAACUUUCAUACUUGAAUCUCUCGAUUAGCUGCGCGGUGUCAACAAAGGAUGGAACCAACCCGACACGCUGGGACACAAAUAAGAACAUGGCUUCUUUCCAGAUUUCUGUUGAUGAAAAUGUGCCUUUUAUUUGUACAA
Molecule: messenger RNA, 5201 nt
Organism: Pleuronectes platessa (European plaice)
Lineage: Eukaryota; Metazoa; Chordata; Actinopteri; Pleuronectiformes; Pleuronectidae
Gene: shc3
Product: SHC (Src homology 2 domain containing) transforming protein 3
Exons: 12
Coding region: 1-2025 (674 amino acids)
Biological process (GO): cell surface receptor protein tyrosine kinase signaling pathway; intracellular signal transduction
Cellular component (GO): plasma membrane
Molecular function (GO): receptor tyrosine kinase binding
Source: RefSeq, a predicted model, not a curated record